Molecule: messenger RNA, 3445 nt
Organism: Rhipicephalus microplus (southern cattle tick)
Lineage: Eukaryota; Metazoa; Arthropoda; Arachnida; Ixodida; Ixodidae
Gene: Klc
Product: kinesin light chain
Biological process (GO): microtubule-based movement
Cellular component (GO): kinesin complex; cytoplasm
Molecular function (GO): kinesin binding
Source: RefSeq, a predicted model, not a curated record
GUUCCCCGUGUGUGUGUGAGGUGAUGACGGGUUUGCGAUGAGCGGUCGUCGGGUCUCUGUGUGCUGCUGGGACGCCGCUCGCCGGUUGAGGUGCCCCGCGGGCACCGGCUUUCCUGUGCUCCACGUUCUCCUCUCGGCGUGCCAUGAGUCUGCAGCGAUGUCUCAAGCCAUGAAGGAGUACAGAUUGAAAAAGAUCGAGACGCUGGGCAAGAUGACGGUCAUGUCGCAGGAGGACAUAGUGAGCAACACCAAGACGGUCAUCCAGGGGCUGGAGGCCCUGCGUAAUGAGCACAACACGAUCCUGACGGGUCUACGCAGCUCGGUGCAGGCAGUGCAGCAGUCCCAGCAGGACAACAAGGCCAGCCUGGUGGCCGAGGAGAAAGCCCAGCUCGUGCAGAAGAGCCUUGAGGCACUCGAGCUGGGGCUUGGUGAGGCGCAGGUCAUGGUUGCCCUAGCAUCACAUCUCCAGGCGGUGGAAGCGGAGAAGCAGAAGCUGCGUGCCCAGGUGCGCCGCCUGUGCCAAGAGAAUGCGUGGCUGCGUGACGAGCUGGCCAACACGCAGCAGAAGCUGCAGGCCUCGGAGCAGGCGGUGGCCCAGCUCGAGGAGGACAACAAGCAGCUGCAGUUUGUCAACUCGCUCAAGAAGUACGAUGACCUGUCCGCCUCCACCACCUCUGUGGCCUCCUCCUCGGCCGCCCAGGGUGAUGACUCGCAAAAGUCUCAGGGUGAGAAACGCGAGGGUGAUCCGCCCCUCGACCUGGGCUUCCCAGAUGAUGAGGAGAACAACCAGGAUGCCUUGUCCCCGCCGGGCGGAGGGGUCGGCAUGGGCCCCAUGGGGACCUCGGGGGGAGGAGGCUCGGCGGGCUACGAGAUCCCUGCUCGGCUGAGGACGCUGCACAACCUGGUGAUCCAGUAUGCAUCGCAGGGCCGCUAUGAAGUGGCCGUGCCCUUGUGCAAGCAAGCCCUCGAGGAUCUGGAAAAGACCAGUGGACACGACCAUCCAGAUGUGGCCACCAUGCUCAACAUCCUGGCACUUGUCUACAGGGACCAGAACAAGUACAAGGAGGCGGCUGCCCUGCUGAAUGACGCGCUAGCCAUCCGGGAAAAAACUCUGGGCGAGAGCCACCCGGCUGUGGCAGCCACCCUCAACAACCUGGCCGUGCUGUACGGCAAGCGGGGAAAGUACCGCGAUGCCGAGCCCCUCUGCAAGCGGGCCCUGGACAUCCGCGAGCGAGUGCUGGGCCGAGACCACCCUGAUGUCGCCAAGCAGCUCAACAACCUGGCCCUGCUCUGUCAGAACCAGGGAAAGUACGAGGAGGUAGAGCGCUACUACCAGCGAGCUUUGGACAUCUACGAGCGAACACUGGGUCCCGAUGACCCGAAUGUGGCCAAAACCAAAAACAACCUGGCAUCGGCCUAUCUCAAGCAGGGGAAAUAUAAAGAGGCUGAGCUGCUGUACAAGCAGGUGCUGACGCGGGCGCACGAACGGGAGUUUGGCUGUGUGUCUGGUGACAAUAAGCCCAUCUGGCAACUUGCCGAAGAACGCGAGGAGAACAAGAGUCAACGCCGGGACAACGCCCCCUACGGCGAGUAUGGCGGAUGGCACAAGGCAGCCAAGGUUGACAGCCCCACUGUGGCUACCACACUGAAGAACCUGGGUGCCCUAUAUCGACGACAGGGCAAGUACGAGGCAGCCGAGACACUGGAGGACUGUGCUCUUAGGGCGCGCAAGGAGGCUCUGGAACAGCGGCAGGGCCGCUCAAUACCCUACUUGGACUUCUCGACGCACAAGGACAAGAGCAGAGGCAGUGGCAAGUCCGGGUCGCGGAGGGGUUCGCGCGAGUCCCUCGACAGUGUCAACUACGAUGGCCAGCCGCAGGACGAGAACGGCCGAUUGAAGCGGAGCAGCUCGCUGGGCAAGCUGCGGGCUUCCAUCCGCCGCGGCAGUGCAAAGCUGGUGCAGAGGCUCAGGGGCAGCGACUUUGCCCACGAAGAUGAUCUCGCCGCUCGAAUGAAGCGCGCCAGUUCCAUGUGCGCCCUUAGUACAGACCCUCAGGCCAAGAGCAACUUGAUUAACAUGCGCCCACGCACUGCAAGCUCAGACCAGCUUCGCUCCACUAGCAAGAGGGAUCUCUAGCAAGCUACAAAGUACCAGUCAUUGCCCGGUGCAGCCUUCACUAUUUAAUGACUGUUGGGGAACGAGGUGGCAGUUUCUUCAGCAACGCACAUCACUGGAUGAGCAGCUUGUGAAGCUUGCAUCUUUGGAACACAUCUAGCCGCGAGAAUGGACGAUGCACCCUUCGCGGACGCAGCCCAUCAGUGUACUUGUGGUGCGGACGGAUGAACGCUAUUUCAGAUUGUUCUUGCGUGUGAUUUACGGGCACGACAGCUAGGCUUCUUAGUGGCAUUGCUUUAGGCUGGGUGGUUGCAGUGCAUGAAAAGAAAGGAGCAGCCCUUUCAUGUUGGCUAUUCAAAGUUGAAGUGCUGGGGUAUGAUUCGGCAGCUUGGUCGGCUCACGUAUUCUAUUCCUUACUCUUUCUGUAUUGUAAGGACAGGCCAUUGCGAGAUGUCUGGAUAGCAGCAUCCACUGUCGCACGAAUAGCAUACUAAAUUUCACUUUGAAGACUUCUGUCUACAGAUAAUUUUAGGAUGUUUUCGUGCUUUGUUCAUAAAACCUUGAGACAUCUUAGAUGUGCUCACUGUAAAUUACUACUGCUAUUUUGUGUAUGUGCACCGGAUAUUGGCCUGCCCCUUUAACUGUUCUUGCGAAUAGUUUUUUCUGAAUUAUGACAAAAUUUAGAUAUUUGUUACAUUUUUAUUGUAGAGCGAAAAGAGCCAAGUAUGCUUGGAUUCCUGCUGGGAAAGGACAUUACUGCUUCGACCAAGUGGUCUAAUUUCAAGAUCGUCACAAAUUGUACUUACUUUUACCCUGAUUUGUUGAUAAACGUAAAGAAUGUAGACCAUUAUAUGGCAAGCUUAGAUUGUUACAUUAGGCUUGCUGCACUCUGAACAACCUUGACCGUCUUUGGGAGUGCUUUGGGGAACAGCAAAGCUAUCAUUUUGUGCCACUGAAAUUUGCUUCUACUUGCAUACAUUAGAAUAGUGGUAGGUGCCAGGUUGACAAUUAGAUUGUAUUCUGGCUACUUCGCUUUCCACGUCUUGUAAAAUUUUUCAAGUCAGUGUGGGCCUUUGAAGUGUGUUGAAAGCUUCUGCACUAUAAAGGCACAAGCAUUCAAGAUCAACUCACAGUCGAAUCUAUGGCAACGUGUGUCGCGGGAUUUUCACAUUUCGCAAAUUGCUUCCUGAACUAUUCUGUUCAUUGUUGCUUGCUUGUGAAUUUCUUAAAGUUAGCCAGCGAAGUGAUUGCAUGCCAGUGUUAGUACUAUCAUGUUUUCUAAAUCACUCAAGGUAAGCUCUCUGCCACUUGCUUAUGAAUUUUGUGAAA